Meloidogyne enterolobii is the source of this 705-nucleotide messenger RNA. The record is from the annotation of a GenBank genome assembly. NCBI's taxonomy places the organism in Eukaryota, Metazoa, Nematoda, Chromadorea, Rhabditida, Meloidogynidae.
AUGCGUCAUUGCCGUGCAAAAAUUUCUUUUGUAGUGUUUGUUUUCUUUUUGGUUUUUGAGGUUUGGAAUUCUUCAUUUGCCUCACCUCUAGCAAGUCAACUUUUACCCAAUUUAACCCCUCAACAUUUGUUGGAAGCAAAGAAAUUUAAUGAACAAAAAAACAAAAUUUCUGCUUCUUCCCAAUCCAUUUUAUACCAUCCUGCCAUGCCUCCUUCUUCUACACUUUCGAAAACAUUGAGUAAUCCUACAGCAAUAAUUGUGGCUCCCCCAAAACCAAUUACUAUUGAAAAAGAAAAUGAAACAAUCAAAAAAGAGAUUGAAACUUUAAAAAUUAUGGAAAAAGAGAAUGGUUAUCUUCCAUUGGGGGAUUUACUUGGAGAUUUUCAAUCAUAUCAUAUGGAUAAUUUGCCACAAAUUAAAGUUUAUGUUGAAGGAAGUAAUCAACAAUUUGUUAUUCGAAAAGUAGAAAAAAGUUAUGACAUAUCUGCUCUUUACUACUUACUUUCCUACUACUUACCUAAAGAAAAAAGUGAAAAUGGAAAUUUAACAAAAGAAGAUGUUAUUCAAAUUAUUUGGGAUUUAAAAUAUGGGAAAAUUAAUGCUUUGGUUGCUGUACAGACAAAUGGUAAUAAUUAUGAAUAUGGAAUUGAAGGCUAUAUUUUAUAUAAUUAUGCGGCUUCAAGUACACGCGGAAAGGUUUGUUAA